UGUUGGGUUGGGACAGUCAACGACAGAUCUCACUCUAGGAUAAGCGUUGAGUGAGCCGGCCAACGAAGACGACCGUUCUAUCGCGUGACUGUUGGCAGUUGGACAACUAUCAGUCUUCUGUAGUUAUGGCAUCAUUAAGGGCAUUCGGUGCCUUGUCUCGCGUCAAGAGCGCAUUACCGGUUCGGCAAUUUCAAGGUCUAGGCUUUGCUCAACGCUGGCUGUCCUUGACUCCAUCAAUGCUGUCAGCAAUGCAGUUGACCAAGAAAGAUGGCAUUGCUGUCAUUUACUUGGACCAGCCAGGCAAGGUCAAUGUGCUCAAUGAAGAGACUAUGGUCAGUGUUGUUAAAUACAUGACUGAAAUAGAGACAUCUCCAGACAUCAAGGCUGCAGUCCUCAUCUCCAAGAAACCAGGCUGCUUCAUUGCUGGUGCUGACAUUACCAUGCUGGAUAAGGUCAAGACGGCUGCUGAUGGUGCUGCCAUUGCAGCUGAAGGCCAAAGCAUCAUGGACCGCAUUGAGAAGUCUCCCAAGCCCAUUGUUGCAGCCAUCAUGGGCUCAUGUCUUGGGGGUGGACUUGAGGUGGCUAUGGCGUGCCAUUACCGUGUAGCUGUGAAGGACAAGUCCAGCUUAGGUCUGCCUGAGGUGAUGCUUGGACUCUUGCCUGGCAGUGGAGGAACUCAGCGCACUCGUAAGCUUGUUGGGCUACCCAAUGCUCUUGAUAUGGCACUUACUGGUAAAACAAUCAAGGCUGAGAAGGCCAAGAAAAUGGGACUUGUUGACCAGCUUGUAGAUCCCAUUGGCCCUGGACUAAUGGACCCAGAAACCAGAACUCUUGAAUUUCUAGAAGAGGUAGCCAUUCAAACUGCCAAGAAUAUAGCCAAUGGAGACCUCAAAAUACAACGAGGUCCCAAGACAACAAUGGAGAAAUUAAUGCAAUCGGCUCUGCAGUACAACUUUGUGAAGAACUAUAUUUUCAACAAGGCUAAAGAGCAGGUCAUGAAACAAACUAAUGGUGUUUACCCUGCUCCCUUGAAGAUCCUGGAAGUCAUUCGAACGGGACUAGAUAAGGGGAUGCAAGAAGGGCUCAAAGCUGAAGCUCAAGGCUUUGGAGAACUGCUUGCCACGCCAGAGUCCACUGGCCUCAUGGGGUUGUUCCAUGGACAAACCGAGUGCAAGAAAAACAAGUUUGGACCUCCUGCAAGACCACCGAAGGUGCUGGGAAUUCUGGGUGCUGGUCUCAUGGGUGCAGGCAUUGCUCAAGUAUCCAUUGACAAGGGCUACCGGACCAUCCUGAAAGACAUGAGCGAGGCUGGCCUCGCAAGGGGCAUUGAUCAGAUACAGAAAGGCGUCGACACGGCCGUCAAAAGGAAGCGAUAUAGCCGCUUUACUGGUGAGCUCAACAUGAGCAACCUGGAAGCUACCUUAUCCUACGAUGUAUUCAAGGAUGUGGACAUGGUCAUUGAGGCUGUGUUCGAGGACAUUGCCCUCAAGCAUAAGGUUAUUAAGGAAGUUGAGAAGCACAUUCCUGAACACUGUAUAUUUGCAUCGAACACUUCAGCUCUGCCCAUUACCAAAAUAGCAGAGGGCAGUAGCAGGCCAGAGAAAGUUGUUGGCAUGCACUAUUUCUCCCCAGUCGACAAAAUGCAGCUGCUCGAGAUUAUCACUACGGAUAAAACUAGUAAAGAAACUGCAGCUGCUGCCGUACAGGUCGGGCUUAAGCAAGGCAAGGUCGUCAUUGUAGUAAAGGACGGCCCAGGCUUCUACACUACCCGCAUUCUUGCUCCCAUGCUGGCUGAGGUCAUCAGAGUGCUGCAGGAGGGAGAAGACCCUAAGAAGGUAGACAAGCUCUGCAAGAAGGCUGGCUUCCCUGUUGGUGGCGUGACCCUCGCUGACGAAGUAGGUCUUGAUGUCGCCGUCCACAUCGCCAGUUUCUUGGGAAAAGAAUUCGGCCACCGCGCUGGUGGUGCCGACUUUAGGGUCAUGCAAGACAUCGUUGCUGCCGGCUUCCACGGCCGCAAGUCCGGCAAAGGCUUCUUCGUAUACGAGAAGGGCUCCAAGGACAGGCCUAUCAACACGGGAGCUGAAGAUAUCCUCAAAAAGUACAAAGUUGAGCCCCGAGGCUGCCAGAGUGACGACGACAUCAUCAUGAGAUGCUUGUCGCGGUUCAUCAACGAGUCCAUCUACUGUCUGCAGGACGGUGUCCUCGCCUCGCCCUUGGAAGGAGACGUCGGUGCCGUUUUCGGACUUGGCUUCCCGCCCUUCACUGGAGGACCUUUCCGGUAUGUUGACAACUACGGUGCAGCCAAGCUGGUGGGCAGGAUGGAGCAGUUCGCCGCCGCAUACGGUCCUGAGUUCCAGCCCUGCCAGCUGCUCCUUGAUCACGCCAAGUCCGGCGCCAAGUUCUACAAGAAAUAAACCCACUGAACCUUCCUACAUAAUGUUCAGUUGUUCAAAAACUGAACCUACCUAAGAUUCAUAAUUUCUCUAAGAACUGAACCCUAACAUCCUCGAAAAUAAACCCAACACUCGAACGUUCAUGAGCUUCAACUUGUCAAAUGAUCACUUAAGCCCCGUUAUGUCAGCUGUCGAUUAGACCACGAACUCCAGAGGGAGAUUCCUAGAAACUACUAAAUUAUAUUUGAUCGAAAUUGUUCAUUACAUUUUAACCUAAUACUCCAUUCAUGUAAGACACAGUGUAAAUAAUAUUAUAUUUAUUGAAACUUGACACGAGCGAAUUUGAAAUUACUUGCGAAAUUUCAAUCGUACUUACAGGAAUAUCACCUUGUAAAGUUUUCAUCUGCUAUGGCAGACAGUGAUUCCAAAUAUCACUUAUAUAUUUUUGUAUAAGUAAUGUCUACCCCCUAUUCAGAUUUAGGUUGAAUGUUUGUACUGGAUUCCAAGGGAACUUUUUUUUUCAUUUCAGCUUUUUGAACAAAUCAAUUGACGUUCAGGGAAGGCUGUUGACUGGAGAAUCAAAUGAAAUUUUUUUUAUUUUUUCUAAAUCAAAAGCUCAAAAUAAUAGAUGUUUAAUAUAUUGCUUUCGAGAACAAAAUACACACAAAAUUCUGAAAAUCUUAACAUGUGCUAAUACUCAACUCGUAUUGAAAUUUAUGAAAGCCAUUGAAAGAGAUGACAGUUCUAACUUCUUCGAGUGGGAGAGCGGCCUUUCAUUUCCUUGCAGUUAGCUCUCAGUCUACAUGCUGUAUAUCUUGCAUCCAGUGUACAUGCUGCUGUCUCGCAUCCAGUGUAUAUGCUGUCCUUGUCUCACUAUGACUAGACCGCGUCCUGUUAAGCAGUUUUGUGAGAUAAGAUGGACUUGAGAACGCGUUGUGUGCCUUUUUAGAUAAAAAAUUUUUAUUUAAUUGUGAAAGCGGUUGGUAGCUACUUCUACUUAAGGGUUGGGUUAUCAGUUGAAAAGGGUUUGCUUCCAACUGAUGGUAGGGUUCGUGAUUAUCACUUUGAUUCUCGUUGUAGACUUCGUCAAUUGUUUUGAAUUAUUAAUUCUGGACAUUAGUUUGUUACUUAUAUUGAACCAAAACUAUCACUCUAUUACAUACCCUGAGAUAUAAAUUGGGACAGUUACUAAAAAUGCGAAAUUUUAUUAAUGUUUUUGUAUGAAAAAAAUCUUUCAAAAAUUUUAUUUUAGAAGUUUCGUGCGUUAGCAUUGUCUAUAUAAUUCAUAAAAUGAAAAUAUUCAAGAAAGGGUUUGCUUAACAAUGUGCCAUUCAUAUUAAAUAUAUAUUUGAUUAAUACUAAAACUGAAGAUUUGAGUAUUCUAAUGAGGAGACUUCCUCUUAUAUAUUGUUUUUUCUUUAUUCCAUGACAGCAAAUUACCAGGAAUUGUAACUGCUUUGCGAGGAUUAUUUGCACCAAAUUGAAUUUAUUCUAUAACCCUGGAUUGACUACAAGACCGUCCACUCCUGAUUGUGACAAGUGCUCUGAAGCACAGCAUUUGACAAACAAACUUCAUGCAAGCUUUGUUAUUUGUGCUCCAUUCGAGGAAGUUCUCAGGAACCUGCCUGGAUAUUUUGACGCUAAGUUCGAUAUUAUUGCGCUAAAUAUCGGCUACUUAAGCAAAAAAUGAUCAGGAAGUUCAAUUUAUAAGUGCUAUCCGUCUUUGAUGAAGAUAUCCGGUUUGUAUAGAAGGAUAUCUUUAUCUUUUUUUUUUCUUGUUUAGGUACAAUUAUAUUAACCAUAACAGCGCUGUCAAUGCAAGUAUGUGUGUAAGGUUCUUUUCUUCUUUGGUGACUAAUUCCUUCAUGUGGUGUGUUGAUUUUUUGCAGGUGUAAAUGAAAAUACAAACUAUUUUAGCCA
Molecule: messenger RNA, 4313 nt
Organism: Hyalella azteca
Lineage: Eukaryota; Metazoa; Arthropoda; Malacostraca; Amphipoda; Hyalellidae
Gene: Mtpalpha
Product: trifunctional enzyme subunit alpha, mitochondrial-like
Exons: 4
Coding region: 126-2414 (762 amino acids)
Biological process (GO): fatty acid beta-oxidation
Cellular component (GO): mitochondrion; mitochondrial fatty acid beta-oxidation multienzyme complex
Molecular function (GO): NAD+ binding; enoyl-CoA hydratase activity; long-chain (3S)-3-hydroxyacyl-CoA dehydrogenase (NAD+) activity
Source: RefSeq, a predicted model, not a curated record